This is a messenger RNA of Fusarium poae, 7797 nucleotides long. RefSeq lists its product as uncharacterized. Lineage: Eukaryota; Fungi; Ascomycota; Sordariomycetes; Hypocreales; Nectriaceae. Gene Ontology annotation, biological process: protein deubiquitination. Gene Ontology annotation, cellular component: cytosol; nucleus. The record is from RefSeq and is a predicted model, not a curated record. Gene Ontology annotation, molecular function: cysteine-type endopeptidase activity; cysteine-type deubiquitinase activity. The coding region runs from base 1 to 7797 and encodes 2598 amino acids. The transcript is spliced from 11 exons.
AUGGAUCCAACCUCGAGAUCUCCCGACCUUACAGAUCGCGCUGCCUCCGCUGAAGCCAGCACGACUCGGCCAAACCCAUUUGAUGACAGCGAUAUCUCGUCUCGCAAACGCCGGCGCACUUCUCUCUCUGGGUCUCCUGCAAAUUCUCUCGAUGCAGCGAAUCCCAUCCACGACUCCUCCAGCUCCACCACUCUCGACACCGAUCCUGCCUUGCCUCGACCUGACUCGGUUGCAGACUCUCCAACAGAUCCAGUUGCGCCUGAGACCCCCGAGUCAGGCUCUCACAUGUGUGAUCCUCCCACGGAACCUCCAUCCAGCAUGGUCACUCUCAACCUCAGAAAUGCGACCCAGAAAGAUUCGUCUUCGUUGCCAUCUUCCCCAACUACUGCGGCUCAGCCAGCUAUGACUGAGAACACGACUGAUGAUGUCAAUGACAAUGUUCAAGAGAGUGUUGAAGACUUUGAAGUCGACAUGAGUCAAGCUCCUCAGGACAAUGAUAUCUCACGACCAAGUUCCUCACAGUCUGUAACCCCGCCGAUCGAGAUUGUCUCCAUACAAUCAGAUGAGGAUAUGAUGUCCGACUACCAAAGUACUGGUCUCUCCUUAGUUGACAGUGACCUUGUCGCAAUCGAUCCAGUCAAUGAAUUCCCUUUCAACGAGCCCAAUGAGUCACUGGAAGGAAUGACGGCGCGGCUCGCGAACUAUUUUGGAUCACAAUCCUCAAUCGAUCCAAUGGUCAUUCAUAAACUGCAGCAAUGGCUAGAUCAGUAUCUCGAAUACACUAGGACUGUCGGUCGACAAACGGCACUGAGAUCGUGCCGUUUAAACGUUCCUUUCUGGGCCACCUUCCCACGCAUUAUUCCAGCAAUGGCUUUCCGCCGACCUCCACUUUACGAAGACGAAACACUUGUAGAACUCAGUAAUGCUCUGUUUGCAAGUUUCGCCAAACUAUCAGCUUGGUUUGUCGGUCAAGACAUCCUUGCCAUCAAGGAAUUCAUGUCAGACCAGGAGUCGCAGGAACGGCAAAUACCCGAUUUUUUGUCACCGAUUUAUCUCCACCAUCUUCAUUCAAUAACCCUACCACCGCGAUCCAGCGACAGUCAGACCGAUCAGGUUGCAAUUAUGGCCUCGUACUUCGUCAGAGCCUAUCAAACAAGUGCAAGUGGAAGCAUCGGCAGUCUUUUGCAGCUGACUAGGAGCUUGGCAGAACUUAUUCCUAGUUUUCCUCGUUUGACCAACGAUUUGGCAUGUAUUUGUCAAAUGGCGUCGGAUAUCAUGUCUGACACUCUAAACCUACGUAUUACCAGCAAUAAUUCUAUGUUCAAGCAGGAACUCGAGAACGGAUUCGCUCUGUACGAACUAAUUUGUAGUAUAUUUGAUGAUGUGAUCGAGAAAAAACCCUCGCAACUAUUCGCGGAUAACAUUCUCAGGGGUGUUUCAGCUUUGUCAGAUAUGAUCAAGACAGUCCUCAGAUGCGGCCUCCCGGUUGCAAGUCGUCUACUUCAAGAGCAUCAAAAAUCUUUUCCUGCAGUCUCUCAAGAUUAUGCUAUCGAGGCAAUUGCUCUCAAGCGGCGCUUUGAAACCUUCAUCAAACUUCUGCGGUCGAGCCAGAUGCAACUUCGAUUUCAAGGAACGACACAAAUGUGCAGAGAACUUGUCGAGUGUUGGAAAUUUCAAUCCGAACAAAGUGACACCGACAGCCUUGCUUACAUUGGGCAUAUUGCCGAGUAUCUAAUCGGGUCCGGGUUCAUCAACUACUUUUUAGGCUCUAAUUGCCAUCCCGAGAUCACCGUCGAAGGUGCUAACAUCGUUGGGUUCAUAAUAGUGACCAGGAACUAUCGCAAGGAGCAUAUAGACAUGAUAUGGCAAGGAAUCACGUCUGGGGAAGAUCCUCGUACAGUCGACGCCCUGGCGCGUAUGAUGAUUAGUAUUGCCCAUCUCUUUGACAUUGAAGGCCUAUUGGCUCUUUGCGAAAAGUUCCAGACACUCCCUAUAGAUGCUUUUACGCCCACUAUCCGAUUGCUUUGGGAACAUGUCAUGAAACCCAUGACCGAGAGGCUUGCAAUAGAGCAGCCCCUUGAAAUCCAGCCUUACAGCCUUUGUCUGCGGCUGUUGAGGGAGUCCUCUGUCUCCGCAGGCGGAUCGCAAUCCAUAUCCCCUGAAAUGCAACAAGCAACAGUGCAUAAGCUUCAGGAAUUGUUGAAAUACGGGCCGAGCCCCGAAGGACGAAAACAAUUGUACCUCAGCUGUCUUGAAGACAUUGCAAACAAGUCUACCACCACCCUGGGUAGUCUUUUCUUUCUGUCCAUCACGAUUCGGUCAAGAGUAAUGUCCACCGAACUACAUGAGCUAGUGGAAGAUCACGACUUCACGAGACUUCUUGUAGAAGAAUUGGAGCAUGCUAUCAAGGUCGGGCGAGCAAUGGAUGCUCAGAUGGUACUCGCCUCGCCCAUUUACCAGCCUCGAAAGGAAUUCAUUGCAGCCAUAAUCCAGUUGGAACCACAGAACAUCACUAAGGAGCUCGGUUUCAAACUCUGGGACAUGCUUGUUGGUUCUCUCUCACUCUCGGUGGAGGACAGGAGAGCUGGGUGGGACAUACUCAACACUCUCAAUCGGGGGGGCAACUUCGAUAUCCACACGAAUCAUUUUCUCCAGACUUGUCUACUGCACUUUCUUCCAACUCUUUCCGCUGAGUAUUUCUGUGAAGGUAUGCUGGAAUUUCUUCUAGCCGAGAUCAUGCCCCGUCUCAAUGAAAAAUCGGACCUUGCGCUCGAUGACCAGGAAGCGGUCAACAAAAGUGGUAUUGAACAAGUUUGGCGCAUCGCCCUUGAAGCCGAAGAUGAAGGUUUGGCCGAAAAGUCUCUCCGAGUCCUUACAAAAGAUAUCUACAUCGAAAACGAGUAUAUUUCCUCUGGUCCCGCGCAGCGAACGCAGUUGAUUCACCUAGCUCUGGUCGGACGGUGUUUAAACCAGUUGAAAGUUGCCGCCAAAGACCUGGAGGCUUUGGGCUGUAGCUCUGAAGGUGGUGAUGAUGGGGACAUGGUAUUUUCUGUCAAAGGCCAGAAGUUACUUGGCAAAGAAAGGAUAUUUGUCCGUUCCUUGAAGUUUCUCCGGUACAUGUUGGAUUCUCAUCGUUCGAAGCCACACUUGUCCACACCCGAUUUGAGAACGUUGAUUUCUCAAGCACCAUAUGCAGUUCAGGGUGAUUCAGCGGAACUCAAGUAUCAGUCAUUCGACGGCAAUCAGCAGACUGACAUCAAGCCACUUGUGAUCGGAAAAGGAAACACUGCAGCUUCUUUGCUUGCCAGCCUCCGUGAAGAAACCGGAUUUGAGAACUAUCGGAUCUACUACAGAGGCCAACCAUUUCUACCACGCGAGAACGACAUAUGCAAAUCUCUCAAAGAUCUUCGCGUGCACGACGGUCUUAUACUGGUCAGGCGUGAAGAAUCUGGUCCAACUCUCUCUAACCGUGUUACACCUGGUGCUUCUUCGCUUGAAAUCGAGAUCUCUGCUCAUUUUGAUGAGAUAUGGGAAUAUUUGAGUAUGAAAGAUUCACUCGCAGAAGAAAUCUUCACCUUCCUCACCCAACUACCGACAGACGGCCGUCUCUCGAAGCUUAUCGACAACGAACCAGCGACGUACAAAGAUGUCUUUCCCCCAGGGCAGCCCUUCAAGUCGCUUUAUGCUGUGCAUGCGUUGACCAAGUAUACCAAAGCCCUCUCCUCUAGUAACAGCAAUAGCGAUGGCAGCCAGAACGAUACAUUUUCACCUCGUUCUGUCUCGUACUCCAAAGCUCUGAAGACAGCCAUGUCCUUGGUUGUACAUGCUAUCUCAGACAAGGACGUCUUUGAACAAGCAUCAACGUUCAUGCGACUAAAGCUCACAACAAGUUUACUCCAGGCUUGCAAGCAGUUUCAUGACAGAAUCAGAGCAUCAGAACCAUCGGUCAUGUCGAAGACUCUGGUUAUACCAGAUCCAGAUCGACUGGUUGAGAUCCUGUUGUAUGCCGUAGAUUAUCCUGGCGAUGCGCCUUCAUAUGCCGUACACUUGGCACUUCUUCUUUGUAUACGACUCAGCGCCGUGGACAACCAAUUUUGGACAAAACUCAGCACAAACCCAAGCUUUGGACGAGUCUUGCGCUGUCUUCUACUAACCGAUCACCGUCAGGCCAUCAGAGCACGUUCGAUCAAGGUUAUCCAAGAGCUCUUCAAUGCUGUAGAGCAGGCACCUGCCGGUCAUGCUUCCGUCAGCACCCUCAAUGGUUCAGUAGCAGCAUACUUCUGGAUCGCCGCCAGAGAUCUCAUAUCGGAAGCAGCCGACUUUCCGCAUCAGUGCGAAGAGCUAUUCCGUUUAACUUACUUCCUGCUGGCCAGAAUCAGCAAGCAAGCGCCCGAAGUAGUGAACAUUGCAACACUGGCUGCUAAAGUCAGCCAACUUCUGCUAGAGCAUACAACAAGUGAGACUAUAGAAUCACCCGAUGUCGAGGAUACAUUAGCGAGAGGUUUGGCGUCUCUCUUGCAUCUUUGUCUGCAACUGGACGCUACUGUUGGCUUAUUUGAGGUACUCCCUAGGGACCUUGCUACGUCAUUAUUCUGGAAGCAGUUAUAUCCCAGCAAGUGUCUGCCAGACGGAGAGUCUGUGCCUAAAGUAAUCCUCAAUGGAGAAACUCGGUCCAAGCUUUGCGAAGUGGUAUCCCAUCUUGUGAAGCAUGACCGAGACGAGUUUCAAAUGGUUCUGGAAGGACUUGGCCAGCAAGUGCCAUUUUAUCAAGAUGACGAUGGCAUGUACGGUCCUCUAGUAAACCCGCACGUACUGACAAAUGUUCCAGAUAAUCCAUACCUAUACGAACUAUCCUACCACUUCGAGCGGUCCAAAGCACUCCGUGCUCCAUGUGGCUACGCAGGACUGCAGAACUUGUCCAACACCUGUUACCUGAAUUCCUUAAUGACGCAGCUGUACAUGAACACUGGUUUCCGGCGUUUCGUGCUCAGUUGCCGCGUUCGCUACCCUGAAAUUAACCAGCAACUGCUCGACAACACCCAGAAAUUAUUUGGCCAUAUGCAGGAGAGCUACCUUCGCUAUAUUGACCCGACGAAUUUUGUCAAUUCCAUCAAGACAUACGAUGACACUCUAAUUGAUAUCCACAACCAAAUGGAUGUUGACGAGUUUUAUAACCUUCUUUUUGACCGUUGGGAGAAUCAGCUUCUCGACCAGGACGAAAAGAGAAGAAUGAAGUCGUUCUACGGUGGACAGCUGGUACAGCAAGUGAAGUCCAAAGAAUGUGAGCACAUCUCUGAGCGCCUUGAGCCCUUUUCCGCUAUUCAAUGCGACAUCAAAGGGAAAAGCACACUAGAGGAAAGCCUACAGGCGUAUGUGGACGGUGAGAUCAUGGAGGGAGAUAACAAGUACAAAUGUUCAACCUGCGACCGCCAUGUUGACGCAGUAAAAAGGGCCUGUAUCAAAGACGUACCGGAAAACCUCAUCUUCCACCUGAAGAGAUUUGAUUUCAACCUACGCACCCUUCAGCGCAGCAAGAUCAAUGACUAUUUUUCGUUCCCAAGUCGAGUCGAUAUGCGACCAUACACCAUCGAACAUCUCAGUAACCCAGACAGUGAUAGCGAGGAGGAUAUUUUUGAAUUAGUUGGUGUGCUUGUUCAUUCUGGUACCGCCGAAUCCGGACACUACUACUCCUAUAUCCGCGAGCGCCCUUCCUCUGCCGACCGCCCAAGUUGGGUAGAAUUUAACGAUGACAUGGUAACUCCAUGGGAUCCGGCGGAGAUGGAACCAUCAACAUUCGGUGGCGCGGAACGUCCUCUUCACGACCCAAACGCCCUUGUGUACGACAAGAACUACAGUGCAUAUAUGCUAUUCUAUCAGCGCGCUUCGUCCUUGCGUGCUGAGCAAGAAACCAUGAUGAGUCUUGAUAUUUCUACACCUCUCCGUGUUGAGGUACCGGACAAGCUCAAAGACCAUAUCAGAGUCGAAAAUACAGUUAUCCUCCGCCGCCACUGUAUCUAUGACGAGACGAGCACUAGACUCGUUUUGACACUGUUCCGUCAAACACUGCUGCGCUGUGGUCCUGUGGACGCAAGCGCUACUUGCCUGAGUUCUAACGACUUCAUGUGUAAAUUUCAGCAGGAACAUGGGCUCCAGAAUUUGGCCAUGCGAACGUUACUUGGCCACCUGGACCAAAUUGUCACGAGAACAAGGGACAUUCCAGACUUCGAUUCAUAUUGUAGAAGUCUGAUGAGCGCGAUCACAUCUUGCCCUUAUUGUGCAUUUGCAUUCUACAGUUACUUUGACGAUUACCCCAACGCACUUCGCAUGAUGCUUCAACGAAACCCGGAUCAGGGAGUGCGAAGUUUCACUUGCAAGGCUCUGGUUACUGCGGUCAAGAAAAUAUCGGAGGCGUUUCCCAAUGUCUACGACCCACAAGAGUCAUACAGCCCAGUCUCUGGAUCCUAUGAAGACGAAGACCUUGAUCGGCAUGGCAUUUCUCAUCGCUCUGUCAUUGAUCGAGUACUGAUUAUUUUCGGUCAUCUUUGGAAGUUCUUCCACCUCCACAUCAAGGCCUGGGACGAGUAUUUUGGAGCAAUUCUAGGCUUUGCUGAACUGGGCCAUCGGGAGACUGGGCGCGUAUUGGCUGCAGACUUUCUGGUAAGGACUAUUCUAAUCAUCUCGGCCGACCCUCUACAAGAACUCACCGGAGUCUGGGCCAAAAUGCUUUCCAGUGUUAUUCGACGAAAUAAUAGUCCAAAACCCCCCUCGUAUGCAUCAAUCAUUGCCCUUGUCCAGCACUUGAUAAGCGAGAUGAAAUGGAAACUUGGGCCUGACGCAAUCGAGGAGGAUCCGACAGAGCGUCUUACACAAACAGCAGAGCCAUUCAGUUGGACAUCGCGUGAGAUAUCUCUCAUUUUCAGUGGCUUGGAGACUGCCCCUCAUGCUAGCCUAUUUGUCGAGAAGCUUCUUGCACUUGAUCAGAUACCAGCAUCCAGCGAUGCUAUCAUACGCCACUUGGUACGAUUGGAUGACAAAGUUGAUGACAGAGUCCUUUCAACACUGAAACAAUGUCUUCGUGGCGAAACCUCAACACAGGCUAUGGAUCCGUUCUUGCGGGCAGCCAUUCCCUAUAUCGAAAGUACCAACAAUCUCAACAACGCUCUGGAAAUAGUGCAGCAUAUGCUCACACAGGUGAGAAGUCUCCAGAACAAUGAGGGUGUGUUUUUCGUACGCUUCUUCGCGGUAGCGGUGAACCUUCAAAGAGAAGACGAAGAACUUGCCAGAGCAGUUCGCUCGUGCAGCCUUGAGCAAGUGCCAGAAUGGGUGCCUUUCCUUCUCGCGUGGCCUGAUCAGCGUGUGCGGGCCACCACAAAAGAGUUUCUCGAUAACGCUAUAUUCGAUAACCUGAAGGAUCACAUCCCGGUUGACGGCGAGAGUAUCUGGUAUGACAGAGAUGCCAUUGAGGAGACGACAAAGCAGGUCGGAAUCGCAUGUCUCGAGUACCUCAAAGACCACCACGUCCGCAGACGAACCAGCGUCGGUCGAGAAAUUGCGACCGAGUUCCUGGAUGUAAUUGAGCAAUGCAGUGCGGUAGUAAAUAUGGACUCAAGUGAGCAGAGUGACAUAGACGAAAGGUUCCGCAAACUACAGGAUGAUGUGAUCGAUCCUUUGCGCAAGCUUGUUGUUGAUGAUAUGGAAGACGACGGGACCGACUGGGAAGGGUCCUGCGGGUCAUCUGAACAGAUUGAUGACAUCGAGAUGAACAUUCCGGGUGUGAAGGAGCUGCACGAUAUGUAG